UUAGGAUAUUAAGGCCCUUAUGCAAUAAGGACUAACAACAUGGGGUAAUGGGGAUCCUGGACACCUGUUUCCCAUCAGUGACUAGUAAAUGAAGAUCCAGAAGUCUCCACAGUUACAGGGAUAAGAAGGAAAUUGUGGAGCAGCUCAAGAGUGGUGGUAUUAUUUCUUCAAGAGGAGAAAAACAACCCUCUUGGAAAUUAAAGCAAAAAUAGGAUAACUUCAAAUGGCUACUCUUCCCACUUCAACCUCAUCUGGGCCUCAGUCUUGAGUCAAUUACAAUUUUGGGGAAUUAACGGUGAAGUUACAAGAUACAAGGUUGAAACUACUAGAUAGUAUUUAUUUACUCACCCAUUGUCCAUGGAAUCUAACCUCUAAUCACUACUAAAACAUCUCCACAUGAAAACUGCUUCAAAAAGACCUCUCUGUCAGCAUACCAUGGUGCCACCUGCAUAUCUUGAUCAACACUUUCUGCCAUUAAACCGCUCUUACGACCUGGCCACAACCAACUCAUUAACACAUCAGUACAGUGCUACAAAACGUAGUCAACUCAAUGGCCAACCUGUGGCCAAAGUACAAUCCUAUAGCAAUAACCUUGCAGCACCUUCAAUAGACUACAACCGGGCAACCCAGAGCUGUUCAGUGUUGCCUUCUCCUAAGUCUCCAGCAAAAAAUUCACAGUGCUUCAAUAAUAAGGCUAAAAAGUCACAAUUAUCCCUCUCCAAAGGCCCUGGCACUCUUUCACUAGACCACUGGAAAAAUCCAUUUCAUCCUGCUGGGAAAGCCUUGAGCUCCCCCUUAUCACACCCUAAGCCUCAGAUAACAUCUUCAUCUGACCUUACUAAGACAUCAUCAUCACUGGAACCAAGUCAAACACACUCGAGCUCACAGCUACCUCUCCCUGAACCUCAGACUACAUCUUCCAGCCUGGACUUUCACUGCACAUCACCACUGCUAAAGUCUAACCAAAAAGUUUCACAUUCAUCUUUAUCUAAUCUCCAACCUCAAGAAACAUCUCUGCUUGAUAUCUUGUGGGUCUCUUCUUUGAGACCCAAGCAGAAAGUAAAUAGGUCCGCGUUACUUGAAUCCAAACCUCAGAAAACAUCUAUAUUGGAUGGUUUGUGGACAUCUUUAUUGGUACACAAUCAAAGAUCACUGAGCUCGCCAUCACUCAGUACCAAAGCUCAAACAAACAACUCUCUUCAGACACCACAUUCUUUGGAGUUCCAUCAGACAGCUCUAAAUUCACCACUAGAGGAUUCUGGGCUUCAAAGAAAGUCUAUCUUGACCUCUAAAGCAAGUGCUCUGAGUUUACCAUUAUCCUCUGUGAAAUCAAGGGAAUCACCUGCAUUGCACUCUGCCCAUCAAUCUCAGAGUUUAUCGGUGUUCCAGCCCAAAUCUCAAGCAGUGCUUGCACUUGAUCAUCACUUCCAGUCUCUCAGCUCACCCAGAUGUCACUCCAUGUUUCAGAGUACUGCUUCACCAAGUGACAAAAGCAGAGCCACAGAACAGCCACCGUCUCAUCUCAAACCGAAUGCUCCAGCACAGGCAUCCUCAAGCACCAAACACUGCCUGAAGAAGAGUGCAGCUGCCUCCACACGGGCCUCGAGACCCCAGAGUAAGGGCAGCCUUGAUUUUAGUGCAAAGAUAGAAUCAGAUAAAGAAAUUCCAUGGACAUUACGUUAUGGUCAUCCCUGCAUUGUGAAAGGCGGGACUAUCCCUGACCGUGUUGUAAACAAAAUCAUCAAUUCUCUCUCCAAGACCAGAAUCCAAAGGGAUCUCUCUAGACAGAUUCUCUUCCGAAGAAUGAGAGGAAGGCCAAAUCCUCAUCCUGGCCCUCGCAUUUCAUCAACAUACACAGUUUGUUUAACGUGUGCUUCCUGCAUAAAAUCUCCAUGUAACCAUUUGAAAGGAAAGAGAGACCCUCACUGUGGAAGACUAUUUGUCAUACCAACACCUGAGGCCAAUUCUGAGGGCAAAAUACAAGUGAAAUUACUUUUUCUCCUUACUUUACCAGAGACUUAUUCUUCUCCUUUUCUCCCACCCCUCUCUAUAAGAGGAAGCCAGCCUGAAGAUGCUCUAAUUGAUAACCUGGAAGAAAUGGAGAAGACAUCACAACUUUUCUCUACAUCUGAAUCUGAUACCUCCCAGGAACUCAGAGUGAAAAAAAGGUCAUUGACAGUGUCCAGUAAGAGCAAAGUUGUGAGCCAAAAGGAGCAAAUUGUAGACUGGCUGCUUUAUGUUAAAAAUAAUGACAGCUUUCACUCACCAUCCCAGAUCCCACCUCCUCCUUCCUCCUGCUCCUCUUCCCCCUCUUCUGUUUCCACUGCCACCCAUUCACCAACGUCUUCCUCUUCUUCCUCUUCUGCCUCACCCUCUGAACCCUUUCUAUCCAGAGACACUGCACCCUAUCUGCUCUCAAACUCUGUAGUCACCAACCUACUUAGCCACCACAGAUUGCCGCCAGGGGUCUCCUGGCUUGAGUUCAUAUGUAGCAAGGAUUACCAGCCUCUUUCUGGAAAACCAAGUAAAAAGCAAUCACCGCAUCCCAAAACACCACCUGUGAGGAAUGCCAACACAGUGUGAGAGAGGAAGGGACCAAUCAUAUUGCACAAAUUUUUCCAAGCACAAUUUCAAA
Messenger RNA from Octodon degus (degu), 2635 nucleotides. RefSeq lists its product as uncharacterized. The coding region runs from base 397 to 2583 and encodes 728 amino acids. The transcript is spliced from 2 exons. The record is from RefSeq and is a predicted model, not a curated record. NCBI's taxonomy places the organism in Eukaryota, Metazoa, Chordata, Mammalia, Rodentia, Octodontidae.